Orycteropus afer afer is the source of this 1803-nucleotide messenger RNA. Lineage: Eukaryota; Metazoa; Chordata; Mammalia; Tubulidentata; Orycteropodidae. The record is from RefSeq and is a predicted model, not a curated record.
GCCGCUGAAGCCCCGAGUCAGGGCGUGCGACUGAGAUGCUGUUGAGCACAACUGGUGCCCCGAGCUCUGCUUCUUCCACUUCCAAUAGGUCAAGAAGUAGGACUCGCUAUCGGACCAAAGCUGUGAGCUCUGAGGUGGAUGAGAGCCUAUUUGGAGGUAUCAAGCCUCUGUCACAGACCCCCAGUAACAGCCCCAUUGUGCUGCUCCGAGAUAAGCAUGCCAUUCAGAGAGCUCUCACUACAUCGGGCAAAGGCCACAAGCCGGAGACCAUCCAGCUCAUCACUCGGGACAUGGUCCGGGAACUCAUUGUUCCCACAGUGGAUCCCUCUGGGGAAUCCCUUAUCAUCAGCCCCGAAGAGUUUGAGCGGAUCAAAUGGGCAUCCCAUGUCCUGACCAGGGAAGAACUUGAGGCCAAGGAGCAGGCCUUCAAGAUGGAGAAGGAAGCCAUCAUGGAUGCAGUGACAACACGCAAGAAAAUCAUGAAACAGAAGGAAAUGGUGUGUAAGAACAACAAAAAGCUCAGUGACCUGGAGGAGGUGGCCAAGGAGAGGGCCCAGAACCUCCUGCAGAGAGCCAACAACCUGCGGAUGGAGCAAGAAGAGGAGCUCAAGGACAUGAGCAAGAUCAUCCUUAAUGCCAAGUGCCAUGCCAUCCGGGAUGCUCAAAUCCUAGAGAAGCAGCUGAUCCAAAAAGAAUUGGAAACAGAGGAGAAGAGGUUGGAUCAGAUGAUGGAAGUGGAGCGGCAGAAAUCCAUUCAAAGGCAGGAAGAACUGGACAAUAAGAGGAGGGAGGAAAGAAUCAGAGGAAGACGGCACAUUGUGGAACAGAUGGAAAAGAACCAGGAAGAGCGAUCGCUGCUUGCUGAGCAGCGGGAGCAGGAGAAAGAGCAGAUGCUGGAGUAUAUGGAACAGCUCCAAGAGGAGGAUCUAAAGGACAUGGAACAAAGGCACCAGGAAAAACUGAAGAUGCAAGCGGAGAUUAAGCGCAUCAAUGAUGAAAACCAGAGACAGAAAGCAGAGCUAUUGGCUCAGGAGAAACUGGCAGACCAGAUGGUGAUGGAGUUCACCAAGAAGAAGAUGUCUCGAGAAGCAGAGUUUGAGGCUGAGCAGGAGAGGAUCCGGAGGGAGAAAGAGAAGGAGAUUGCUCGCCUGAGGGCCCUGCAGGAAAAAGCCCAGGAUUACCAGGCAGAACAGGAUGCCUUGCGGGCCAAGCGCAACCAGGAGGUUGCAGACAGAGAAUGGCGCAGAAAGGAAAAAGAAAAUGCACAGAAGAAAAUGGAAACAGAAGCCAUGCUGAGGAAGAGUCGGCUGGAACAGGUGGCGUUCAAGCAGCACUCCCUGGCUGUUCAAGUGCAACGGGACAGGGAUGAAUUCGAGAGGAUUCUUCGGGCCCAGAGGGAACAGAUUGAGAAGGAGCGGCUGGAGGAGGAGAAAAAGGCUACCGGGCGCCUGCAGCAUGCCAACGAGCUCAGGCGCCAGGUGCGGGAAAACCAGCAGAAGCAAGUGCAGGACCGGAUUGCUGUCUUUGAGGAGGGCCGGCGCCUCAAAGAGGAGGCCCAGAAGCGGCGUGAGCGCAUUGAUGAGAUCAAGAAGAAAAAACUUGAAGAGUUGAGAGCCAGUGGCCUUCCUGAGAAGUACUGCAUUGAAGCUGAGCGAAAAGCUAACAUCCUGCCAGCCACCUCUGUGAACUGAGGGGGCCUCUGUGUCCUGAUGUAUGCUUUCGGGGGACAGAUUCUGCCCAGUGUCCUGGUGUCUAUAUUUGCUGCUAACCUAGAUAUUUCAUAGUUACAGAUUAAAUCUAAUU